UGUUAUAUUUGUUUUACUUAACAAAAAUUUUAUUUUUUUUUCUUUGUUAGACUAAAAUUUUGUGAAAAUGGUUAGUAAAUUUAUUCACCUCUUUGGUACUAUUAUAUUAUUAGGUGUGGGACUGUUUAAUUAUUAUAUUGAUGAUUCUAAUUACAUUGAUGAAAAUGUGACACCUACUUUUACUGCUGAUCCGAACCAAGUUCCAAAGUCAGAAAUGUUAUAUUCUAACACUUCGAAGAUUUAUCGAAAAACAUCAAAAAUUGAGAGAAGUACAAUAUCAAGAGAAAAUGAAACAAUUCCAAAAAAUAAUAACUUAAAUGAAGUUAAUAAUAAGACAUAUCCACAAGAUAUAAAUAUCAAGAAUCAUUUGAAAACUGCUAUUGAAUAUUUCGACAAACUUUUAAACCUCGAAGAGUGCAAUGAAAGACCCAAUAGCAAUAAUUUAGAAACUAGUGAAUCAAAUUUUACAAGAGUACUAACUUUGAUUAGUGACAGUGCACUUAAUUAUUAUGUAUCUCAGAAAGGUUAUAUUUUUUUUAAAAGUCUAAAGCCACAAAAUAUAGCUACAGAAAUAUUAAAAUUAAUGCCAUUAAACUGUGAACCACAACUGAAUGCAAAUAAAGAAAUAUUUGAAACAUACAAUCAAGUAUUUAAAGAAUAUUAUAGAAAUUUUCCAAAUGAAUACGAUGAUCCUAAAUAUAGUGAAUGCUAUUUAGAGAGUAUUUUGGAACUGAAAAAUAAUAUUCUCAGUAAUUCAGGAGAACAUAGCAACAGAUUACAAAAAAUAAAAGAAUGUAUCGCAUUAAAGGAGAAAAUUAAGGAAAAAUUUACACAUAGAUCUGGUCAUUUCACAACAUAAUGGCGAAUAUCACAAUAACAAGAUGGGUGAAGUUCAUUACAUUAACAUUUUGCUUCCUUUUUACGAUCAGCAAAAAAAUUUUCUUCCUCGUGGAGGAAGUAAUAACAUUUUAUAUCAUUCUUUGGAAAAUGUCUUUUAGAAAUUGAUACAGUAUAUUUAGUAAAUUAAAAUGAAAGAAGUUUUUAAAAGAAUAAGUAAUUUUAAUUAAUUAGCUUUAAUCCUGAAUAAAGAAAAAAUAGGGUUGCCACAAAAAUUUUAUUUUCCCUGGCGGGCGGGUUUCACUGAAUAUCUACUGAAUUCGGUAGACGUUCGGUAUACGUUCGGUAAUUGGUCGAAAAAUUCAAUAAAAAAGCAUAGAAUGUUGAAAUAAACUAUUGAAAAUAAUAAAUGGAGUAUUAAAGUGUAAAUUUAUCCAACAUUUAGGGUAAAUUAUGUUGUAAAUAAUUAAAUAUUAAUGUGUAAAGUGUAAAAGUGCUAAUGUGACAGUUGAAAUAGUGUGUGAAAUUUAUUAAUUUGUAAUGAAAAUAAGAAUAGAAUGCUAAAAAAAGCAAUCAAUAUAUAUUCUUUGAUAUGUAAUGUAUUUAAUUCAUUAUAUAGUUUUGUUAAUUGUUGCAUAUUAACAAUAAAAACAUUAAUUAAAGUAAUAAUUUUUUCUACCAAUGUAAAGUGUCGAUAACAUGGAGUGUAGAGAAAGGUAGCCGCGCUCAACACACGCUAGGUGGCAAUACUCACGAUUUCCUUGUCUGAAUCGUCUGAAUAUUUAAUUUACAAUUUAAUUAAAUACUAUUAAAAUAGACCAAAUUAUCAAGAAAACUAAAGAGUCAAUUAUAGAAAAUAUUGAUUUAAUAUUCAUGAUUAACAUUUAUGCACGAUUUAUUAUAAAACUUUUUGAAAACAAUUAUAAUUCUUUGUAUAUGGGCAAUUCCACGUAAAAUUUCAGUCGACCUUUAGAAUCGGCAAAACAUACUUUUUUCUUUUCUAUAUUGAAAAAAACCGGAGAGGUAUCUUUUUCUAGGACAAAUUUUUGAGUUAUGAAUUUUCAAAAUUUUCGUUUUUUAAAUGCAGAUCUAUUUUUAAUGUCGAAUAACUAAAAAAUAUUGUUUAUUUUUAUUUUUUGACAAGAGAAAAAAGUUUUGUUCUUCCCUGUACUAUUCAAUAAUGAUAACAAUAUUUUUUUAUGUUUUAUUAAAAAAAUAAAAAAUUUUUAUAAACAAAUUAGGUUUUUUUUAACUUUGGGUAUGACAAAUUUUUCUUCUUUAAAAAACAUACCUAAAAAUGCUGGAAAGUUAACAAAUAAGAAUAUUUGUAGAAAAAAUAAUGUUUCCUUUUUUUCCAUUGCCAUGGAAAACAAUUCAAAACAUAUGUAAAUUCUCUCAAAAACUUAAAAAACUUAUUAGCACAAACAAUUAUAUUUGUUAUAAAAAAAAUUAUUUACUUCUUAAACGAAUUAAUAAUUGCUUCUUUCUGAAAAAAUUAAUAUAAAACAUUUUUAAAAUUCAAUUACAGGCAAACCUCUCUAAGGCGGAAAGCAAUUUUUAGUGGCCAAAAGUUUUUAUUUUCUUUUUAGGGGGUUGAGACUAAAUGUUAAAUUUUUAAAAAAUGAAAUAUAUUCACCAUUUUUUUAUUAAGGCAACGAAUCAAAGAAUUGCUUUUUGUAAAUAGGAGGAGUUUAAAUAUUA
This is a messenger RNA of Leptopilina heterotoma, 2538 nucleotides long. RefSeq lists its product as uncharacterized. The coding region runs from base 68 to 859 and encodes 263 amino acids. Lineage: Eukaryota; Metazoa; Arthropoda; Insecta; Hymenoptera; Figitidae. The record is from RefSeq and is a predicted model, not a curated record. The transcript has 3 exons.